AUGGACGUAUUACAUUUGGACGCCCGCUACGUGUUAUCUGGUGGCAAAUAUAAAAAGAGUUUCGAACAGUACUGGAGCUACCCUUCCUCUCCCCCUUUCCUUCCUCUCUCCACCCCCCUCCCCCGCUCCCGGAGACUGCUGGAGACGCUGGAGACGGUCGUCAACAACAAGUGCAGCAAGUGCAUUGUCGGUUGCAGCAGCUUUCAGUCGCCUGUUGACAAGAAGUUCGGCGUUAAUUGGCAGAAUCUUUUCCUCGCCAUGGGCAGCCUGGCUGUGCUGGUGGGGCCCCGCGGCGAGCCCGAGCUUACGCUGCAGGUGCUGUGCGACGACGUGCCCCUGCGCGCCCUGUCGCACGUGGACCCCGCCACCGACCACCCCAGCGUGCGCUUCGUGGCGCCCGGCCCCGGCGGCCGCCUCACCGUGCGGCUCCACAACGGCGGCGUCCGGGCGGGCUGCUACUUGGAGCUGGAGCGCGCUGAGCUCGGGCCCAAGGACUCCUGGGAAAAGUGUGAGGCCGGCCAAGUGAACAAGGCCAACCUGCUCUACCACGGCGAGAGCAUGACCGUGCGCCGCGACGAGAGCACUGGCGGCCGCAGCAUCCUGGUGGAGGCGCUGCGGGACGCGCAGGGCCGCCCCCUCGGCGAGCAGGACGCCGAGGUGCGGGGCUUGGCGCGCACCAAGUGGCGCCUCGGUGCGUGGCCGGAGAGGAACGGCGACCAGCAGCUGUCGGGAAGCCGAUGGCGCCUCCUGGACGCCAAGCAGGGCCGCGAGGUGCCCCUCUGCGUGCGGACUCCCACCGGCGACGCCUUGCUGGCGGCAUGCCCCACUGACUCCAUCGACUCGCUGCAGGCGAGCAUCGAGCGCGAGUUGGGCAUCCCCCUUGCCGAGCAGCGGCUGCGCGCUGCCGACGGCUCCUGCCCUGACGGCGCUGGGAGUCUGUGCGCCGCCCUGGGCAAGGGCUUCCCUACCCUAUACGUGUGCGGCAAGCAAACAUUAGGGCCCAAUCUCUGGCUUUACGUGCAACAUCCGAAGGGGAAGAAGUUCUUGGCGGCCAAGUCUUGUGAGGAAGUGAAUAGCCUGCUGAGCGAGGUGCCAGGGUACAGAGGCGGCCUAGACGGACUCUUUCUGGACGGCAAGGAGCUGCGCGGUGACCGACCUCUGUCCUGCUACAACGUGGCGUGCCUGGACACCCUCGAGAUGCGCGAGAGAGGCUCCCUGCGCCUCAGCUUCACCGUGGAGGACGCCGACAAGGCCCCCGUGACGGUGGAGGUGGGCGUCGACCCAGAGGACGCGGUAGCGGUGCUCCGACGGAGGGUCAUCUUGAAGACCAUCACAGACUCCAUACAAGUCAGGCGCCUCAACCGAUCUGUUGACUGCGUGCUGGCCCUGGGGGACGAGAAGCUUGACUUGGAUCGCUCUGUUGCGGAGAGCGGCCUAUGCUCCACUCAGACAGCCCAUCUGGUUCUAAGGAUUCCAGCCCGGCCCCCUAGUUCGGUGAUAUACAUCAAAAUCUUAUUUCUCACUGGCAAGUUGCGUCUUUUGGAAUGCUACGAUUCGGACACAAUUGCGGUGGUGAAAGAGCGGAUCAGAAAGUGGGAGGGCGUUUGGCCCGAUUAUCAGACAAUUAUUUGGAGCGGCAUGCGACUACAGGACGGUGUCACCCUCAGAGACUACGGUAUUAGGGAUGAAGACACUUUGUACCUGCUCAUGAAUCUUCGCGGUGGCGGUGAAGUCGUUCCCGACUGGAAGGUGGUGAAAGGGCUAGUGGACGAGGACGCUGCGUCCCCUGAGGGCGUUGAACCUGUGCCCGCUCCGCCCGCUCCUUCUGGCCAGGAUUCAGCCGGAGUACUGGCAGUCGGCAAAAUUGUGUCCGGAGGGUUUGUCCCUCCCCCGAACACCGUGAGCUGUGAAUUCGAGAUGGACCUCUUCGGUGCCAGCCCGAAACUGCAGUUCGAUGUAUUCGUGGAUGAAACCUGUUCCAGCAAUUAAUCUUAAUCUGGACACGCAGUUGACGACCUCUUCGAUUCUGUGCACUGAAGUUUGCAUGAUGAGUGGAUUUUUAAAUGACUGUUUUAUGUUUAAUUUAUGUUCGUUCGUUAUCAAGGGGAAAUACAGUAACUCCAGCCAAAGUUGCACACCAAAAUUCAUCAAACAUGUAAAAUUCAUUAAAUUUCCUUCAAAUUCAUCAAAACUUAAUAAAAUUCAUUGAAAUUUUUCUCGAAAUUCAGUAGUUUUUGCCUGAAAUUCAUCAAAACUUAACCCAAAUUCAUUCCAUUUGUACACUGAAAUUCAGUGGUUUCGCCUUGUUCGUUAGUGCCCGUGUGGAAGGAUCUGCAUGUUUUCUAUUUGUACUGAAUUCAAGAAUACAAGCAUCUAUGCAC
Thrips palmi is the source of this 2381-nucleotide messenger RNA. RefSeq lists its product as uncharacterized. The transcript has 7 exons. Gene Ontology annotation, molecular function: protein tag activity; ubiquitin protein ligase binding. The record is from RefSeq and is a predicted model, not a curated record. Lineage: Eukaryota; Metazoa; Arthropoda; Insecta; Thysanoptera; Thripidae. Gene Ontology annotation, biological process: protein ubiquitination; modification-dependent protein catabolic process. Bases 1 to 1989 code for a protein of 662 amino acids. Gene Ontology annotation, cellular component: cytoplasm; nucleus.